Molecule: messenger RNA, 2347 nt
Organism: Tricharina praecox
Lineage: Eukaryota; Fungi; Ascomycota; Pezizomycetes; Pezizales; Pyronemataceae
Product: VHS domain-containing protein
Exons: 8
Coding region: 176-2008 (610 amino acids)
Biological process (GO): Golgi to vacuole transport; Golgi to endosome transport; protein transport to vacuole involved in ubiquitin-dependent protein catabolic process via the multivesicular body sorting pathway
Cellular component (GO): trans-Golgi network
Molecular function (GO): ubiquitin binding; phosphatidylinositol binding
Source: RefSeq, a predicted model, not a curated record
CUUCCAGGUUGCGUACGCAUCUCCUUCAUCAACCCCCCACCGCCGCGAAAUCGACAUUGAUAGCCCCGCUACAUACACGACCUUCGCCCUCCGGCAGCAGCAGCAGCAGCAGUAGCAGCAGCAGCUCUUCAUCACGCCUCCGCUUCCCCCAAAGCUGGAAUACGCAUCGACGAGGAUGGCCGCGAGAGACCGCUUCGGCGCGUGGCCUCCUAAUGACCCGGGAGAGUCUACUCUCAAGAGAUUCAUACGUAAUGCGUGCGAUCCGAGUAAUUUCGAACCGAACCUCGCCCUGAACCUCGAGAUCAGCGACCUGAUCAACCAGAAGAAAGGAACAGCACCUCGCGAGGCUGCUAUUACCAUCGUCAACUACAUCAACCAUCGAAACCCGAACGUUUCGCUCCUUGCCCUGAAUCUGUUGGAUAUAUGUGUUAAGAACUGUGGCUACGCAUUCCACCUGCAAAUAUCUACCAAAGACUUUUUGAACGAGCUGGUCCGACGCUUUCCCGAGAGGCCCCCGCCGAGGCCGAACCGAGUGCAGCUCAAGAUCCUGGAAGCUAUCGAGGAAUGGCGACAGACGAUCUGCAUGACCAGUCGGUACAAGGAUGAUCUCGGCUUCAUCAGGGACAUGCACAGGCUGCUCUCAUACAAGGGCUACACGUUCCCGGAAGUGAGGCGAGAGGAUGCUGCUGUGUUGAAUCCGAGUGAUACUUUGAAAUCGGCGGAGGAGAUGGAGGAGGAAGAACGGGAAGCGCAUGCUGCGAAGCUCCAAGAGCUGAUUCGACGCGGGACACCGGCCGACCUGCAAGAAGCAAACCACCUGAUGAAGAUCAUGGCUGGCUACGAUCAGGCCUCGAGAACGGAUUACCGAGCGAAAGCGGCCGAAGAAAUCGGAAAGCUACGGAAGAAGGCGGCGCUUUUGGAGGAGAUGUUGGCGAAAGUCCAGCCAGGCGAGACUAUCGGGCAACAAGAUACCUUUCAGGAACUCGCGAACGCUCUGAUCACCGCACAGCCGAAGAUCCAAAAGAUGGUCGAAGAGGAGAGCGACGACGUCGAAGCUGUCGUGAAACUGUUGGAAUUGAACGACAUCAUCAACACCAUAGUCGAGAAGUACACCCUGAUCAAGAAGGGUGACAUCAACGCAGCAAGAGCAUUGCCAACCGUGGCACCACACCCAACAUCCUCCGGCACGGCUAAACCUGCGCCGGCACCGGUGGUCGAAGAUUCUUUGAUCGACUUGGGUGGAGAUAUGGAAACGAACGGUUCAUCAUCAUCCGCUCCUAGAUCUACGGGUGGCAGCUCUCUGCAAGAUGAUCUGCUGGGAUUGUCAAUAGACGAUCCCAACGGAUCGAUCGGGAAUGGUGGCGGAAUAGCGCUCGGGUUCGGUGCCAACACCAAUAUCCCGGGACCGCCAUUAUUGUCGUCGACCAUCCAGACCAGCACCGCUGGCCAGCAGCAUGGACUGUCACCCUCUCCUUCACCCCAACCCCAAGCUCUAGCACCAGAUUACUCCGCCAUCUUCGGGUCUCUCGCGAGUCCUCGGUUGCCCCAGCAAAGCAGCGCGCCAACGCCAACGCCGGCAGCCACUCAACCGAGCAACGAUGACGACGAUUGGGCGUUCACGUCGGCGUUACCCUCGGGUUCCGGGCUGAAGCCCAACGAGAUACUAGUUAUGGAUUCGAACCUGCGAGUCGUCACCGAAGUCCACCGCCCCAUACCCGACGGGCCCAUAUUACUAAAAGCUACAUUCUCCAACAACGCCAGCCAACCCCUCCAAGACAUGACCUUCCAGAUGGCCGUCACGAAGGCAUACUCCCUCAAGAUGGAACCACAAAGCGGCCGCUUCCUCCAGCCGCACCAGAAGGGCGGCAUCACGCAGAUCAUACGGGUGGCCGGCGCGCCUCUGGGCGGCGGGAACGCGGUCAAGAUGCGCUGGAAGGCGUCGUAUCGCGUGGGUACGGGUCCGCUGAAUGAGGAGCAGGGCGUAAUCGAGGGGUUGCCCGUUGCUUGAGCUUUAGCAUAGGCUUGACCAUAGGCAUCUGAAUAUUUUUGCACAAUCAAGGCGGGAGGGGGGGGGCGUUUAAUGCGGGUUUGCACUAAACAAAGCUGCUGCUGCUGUCUCGGUGAACGUCACGUGUUCUAGUCGUAGUCGUAGUUGUAGUUGUCUAAUAUAGAUAUUCGAGAGUUGGAUGAUGGUGUUGGAAUAAUAGAGUAAGAUAUGGUAAGAUGUGAUGAUGAAUAGUGUAGUAUUGAAGUGUAAGGCUGUAGCCUCGUGAGAACAGAAGAUAUAUGGAAUAGGGGUAAAGGCCCGUGCCUUCUACCAUGACUAAUCUAGACAGAUAUUACAACA